AUGGGGUAUAAAUUCACGAGAGAAUGGUUUACCCGGCAUAUUCCAAGGUGGGAUGAGACUUUACAUGACCUUAAGAACAAAAAAAUAAAUGUUUUAGAAAUCGGAGUUUUCGAAGGGAGAUCGACUAUUUGGAUUUUAGAAGAAUUAUUUAAAAAUCCCGAGUCAAAGUUGAUAUCUGUCGAUACUUUUGAAAGGAUAUUCGCAGACAAUGAUAACGAAACAACUUUUCGUGAAAAUAUCAGAGAGUCAAAAAAGGCAAAUCAAAUUGAAAUUAUUAAAGAUAAAUCUUUUAAUGUUCUCGUCAAGAUGAAUUACGAAAAAGGAAUGAAAUUUGAUUUCAUCUACAUCGAUGGUUCUCAUGUUUCUUGUGAUGUAUUAUCUGAUGCUGUAUUAUCAUGGAAUUUGCUAAGAGAAGGUGGAAUUAUGAUAUUUGAUGAUUAUGAGUGGGAUUUUUUUGAAGAAGAAACCAAUAAUCCAAGAAUAGCGAUCGAUUCAUUCUUAAGGUGUUAUCAAACUCAAAUUGAGGUAAUUUAUAAACGUUACCAAGUUGCUAUUAAAAAAGUAAUGAAGAAAAUUACUAAAACUAUUAGGGAAGAUAAAACUCUUUAUUAA
This is a messenger RNA of Funneliformis caledonium, 612 nucleotides long. NCBI's taxonomy places the organism in Eukaryota, Fungi, Glomeromycota, Glomeromycetes, Glomerales, Glomeraceae. The record is from the annotation of a GenBank genome assembly.